Molecule: messenger RNA, 584 nt
Organism: Drosophila elegans
Lineage: Eukaryota; Metazoa; Arthropoda; Insecta; Diptera; Drosophilidae
Gene: Cpr47Ec
Product: flexible cuticle protein 12
Exons: 2
Coding region: 73-468 (131 amino acids)
Cellular component (GO): chitin-based extracellular matrix
Molecular function (GO): structural constituent of chitin-based larval cuticle
Source: RefSeq, a predicted model, not a curated record
CUGGCCGAUCCACUUUGAGUUCACACGCGCUUUAACUCUCGCUUUCUACGCUCCCAAAAAAUAACCGCAAAAAUGUUCAAAAUCCUUCCUCUUUUCGUCCUGGCCGUGGUGGUCGCCAGUUGUCAUGCUCUGCCCGUGGAACCCGAACGCGAGCCAGUGGCCAUCCUGAAGUCCGAGACCAACAAGAGAGUGGAUGGCAGCUAUGAUUCCGUGUACGAGGCGGCAGAUGGAACCAAGCGCCAAGAGCAGGCUUCUGUGGUGGACGAGGGCACCGACGAGGAGGCUCUGGAGGUGAAGGGCUCCUACAAGUACAUCAACGACCUCGGCGAGGAAGUGGAGGUCUUCUACACGGCGGGAAAGAACGGAUUCGUCCCCUACGGCUCGAUUAUCAACCCGGAAAUCACAGCCGUGGCCGAGGCAGCCAAGGAUCUGCCCAAGCCGGUUAAGGCGCAGAAGCUUGAUCAUUAGGAUGUGUUUUCAAAGGAGAUCUCGUAGAACUUAAUUCAUAAGAUUGAUUAUAAAAAGAGCCAGCGCGUUGUAACUGGGCAAUAACCAAAAUAAAAGUCAACACCAUUGCGAUGAAA